Messenger RNA from Cuscuta epithymum, 1615 nucleotides. The record is from the annotation of a GenBank genome assembly. NCBI's taxonomy places the organism in Eukaryota, Viridiplantae, Streptophyta, Magnoliopsida, Solanales, Convolvulaceae.
GGCAAACUCAGGCGACGUCCGUAGGGGCCAGCCAGGUUGCAUCUCGGGGUGCGAGAGGCGGUAGGAGAGGCCGUGGAGGCCGUGGAGGCCGUGGAGGCCGUGGAAGCCGUGGAGGUCAUCAGGCUCAAACCGUGAGCGAUGGCCAUGUUAGCUCGGUGCACGGGACUCACACCGAGGAUUAUGACUCUACUUAUGUUCCCGAGACGGAACAGGAGGAGACCCCAUACGAUGGGGGUGAUACGUAUACCGACGAUGACAACGAUGAGAGUGAUGCCAAGUUCGCCCAGAUGGGCGAAUUGUUUGAAUGGUAUCAAAAAGAGAAACUAAGGCGAGAUCUUAGGCGCCAGGCUAGGCGUGCCUCUCAGGGGGCUUCAGGUCACGGAAGCCGGGGAGCAUCAGUGGCUACACCUGUGGCGUCACAGGGAAUGCAUGGGGGAGGUUUUUGUGUAAGAAUCUCCAAAUACCUCAAGGAGGCUAGGGCCUUGGGGUGCAAGUCAUUUGAUGGCAAGGGUGAUAUAUCGGUGGCUGCCGACUGGAUCAAGAAGCUAAAUGAGGCUGCUAGGGAUAUGCAGAUCGGGCUUGAUAUAAAGCUGACAGUUGCUACCAGGUUACUGGAGGGAGUAGCCGCGGUAUGGUGGGAAGGCGUGGAAGGAAAGUUCCACGGUGAGACCACCUGGGAGAAAUUCGAAGUAGAAUUUUAUAAUCAAUACUACUCAGAGUUUGAGAAGAACCAAAAGAGGAAAGAGUACAUGACCUUGACACAGGAGGAGGGGUGCUCGGUAAGGCAAUUGGAACAGAGGUUCCGGGAUUUGGCACGAUACAUACCUGAGUACGCCAUGGAUGAGAACCGCAUGGCUAAUCACUUCUGGGAUGCCCUACAGUUGGAUAUCCGUGAUAGGGCUACCUACAAUCAUCACAUGACGUUCAGUGAGAUUGUCGAUCAGGGGCUUCUCGGGGAAGCCAAAUGGAAUGAGAGGAAGAAGAGAGACGUCGAAGAGGCGAAGAAGAGGAGAUGGGGAAAUUCUGGACCCCAAGACCAUUCUCGGAAACAUCACGCCGGGACUGGAAGUUCAUUUAGGGCGCCGGAACCACCGGCAAAGAAGAGCAAGGGUCCAGGAGGGCAAGGGCACAGCUCGGGGAGCGUGAGGCCACCGAGGUGUCUAAACUGUAACAAGAAUCAUGCCGGGAAGUGCAAUGCACCACCCCGGUGCUACAAGUGCGGUAGCACUAGUCACCUCAAGCCUUCUUGCCCAAUGUUGAAUGGAGGGGGACCAUCGGGGGCUAUGGAAGGACCUACGGCUAGUAGGGGACGUGCGGGACCAUCACAGGCCGGCACGGGAAGGGGCGGACCUACGGCAAGCAAUGCCGCGUCCGUUAACCAAGGUAGGACCCAGGCACGAGUGUAUGCAAUGACCGAGGCGGAUGCGCGAGCAAACCCGGACUCCGUUGCAGGUUGAGGCUAGAGUCCUGCUACCUGCACCUUUGCCCAGGGUGAACUCAAAUAAGGAAGACGUGGUUCGUGCUUCCAUUCUUAUUUGAAAUUGUGAAAUUGCUCAUGGAUAUUUGAACGAUGUUUUCUAUUAAACUAUUGAAGGGCCUGUGUGCCCGUGUUUGC